This is a messenger RNA of Hypanus sabinus (Atlantic stingray), 4108 nucleotides long. It is a transcript of the gene nlgn3a, whose product is annotated as neuroligin 3a. The transcript has 8 exons. Gene Ontology annotation, cellular component: synapse; postsynaptic specialization membrane; cell surface. The record is from RefSeq and is a predicted model, not a curated record. The coding region runs from base 394 to 2988 and encodes 864 amino acids. NCBI's taxonomy places the organism in Eukaryota, Metazoa, Chordata, Chondrichthyes, Myliobatiformes, Dasyatidae. Gene Ontology annotation, biological process: synaptic vesicle endocytosis; modulation of chemical synaptic transmission; neuron cell-cell adhesion. Gene Ontology annotation, molecular function: neurexin family protein binding; signaling receptor activity.
AGAGGCAGCGGUCGAACCGGCUCGACAUUCACAUCGGAGCGCAGGAAGCGCACCAUCAGCCCCGGGAUAUGGACACGGACCGGGAGCAGUGGGGAAGCUGCUCAGCCCCAGGCCAGUGAUGAGACCCUCCCAGCCCCAGGAAUUGGCUUGAAAACAGAAAUGGAAGUGGAGACUUAUUUGGAGAAUGAGAAGAGCACUGUUCAGACCUGAAACUACAGCCCUGUGAUUAAGCUGCAGUAUGGUUACUUGGCUGUGUCUAUCUCCUGUGGAUUGCUAGCAGAACAGCAAAUAGUGUACCAAGAGAAGAAGCUCCCUCCCUAUGAGCUUUGGAUUUAUCACUGGUAUAGAACAGCACCAAGGGCUUUUGGAACUUACCCUGGUGAAGAUCGGGUGAUGUCAUCGUGUACAAUGCUUCUUUACUCAAGAUGGAGUUGUCCUGCAUCACUUUUGCGAUGUGUUCCCACCAUUUGCUUAAAUGUAGAUUGCAGUGUUGCUCUCUGGAUAUUUAGCUUUGCCAUCAGGGUCAUAGUGUUGGAAGGUCAAAUCAAUUACCCAACUGUGAAUACGCAUUAUGGAAAACUGCGGGGGAUUCGAAUUCCCCUGCCAAGUGAGAUUCUUGGGCCCGUGGAUCAGUACCUGGGAGUUCCAUAUGCUGCUGCUCCUGUUGGGGAGAAACGGUUCCAGCCACCUGAACCUCCACCUUCCUGGUCUGGGAUACGCAAUGUUACUCACUUUUCCCCUGUCUGCCCACAGAACAUUCUUGGUAUGGUACCGGAAAUCAUGUUACCAAUCUGGUUCACGGCUAAUUUGGAUGUAGUUGCAACUUACAUCCAGGAUCAAAAUGAAGACUGCUUGUAUCUAAACAUCUUUGUCCCCACAGAGGAUGUAAAAAGAAUAUCGAAGGAAUGCACAAGAAAACCCAACAAGAAAAUAUGUAGAAAAGGAGGAGCCAACGCAAAGAAACAGGGCGAUGAUCUUGCUGAUAAUGAUGGCGAUGAAGAUGAAGAUAUUCGUGACAGUGGGCCCAAACCGGUAAUGGUAUAUAUUCAUGGAGGCUCAUACAUGGAAGGAACAGGAAAUAUGAUUGAUGGCAGCAUAUUGGCAAGCUAUGGCAAUGUCAUUGUUAUCACACUCAACUACCGUGUUGGUGUCCUGGGUUUCCUAAGCACUGGUGAUCAAGCUGCAAAAGGCAAUUAUGGACUUCUGGAUCAGAUCCAGGCCCUACGCUGGAUCAGUGAAAAUGUAGCCUUCUUUGGAGGGGAUCCUUUACGGAUUACAGUUUUUGGAUCUGGAAUUGGCGGGUCAUGUGUCAGUCUUCUCACUCUGUCUCAUCAUUCAGAAGGCCUUUUCCAAAGAGCAAUUAUUCAGAGUGGUUCCGCCUUAUCAAGCUGGGCAGUGAAUUAUCAGCCCGCAAAAUAUACACGAUUACUGGCAGAGAAGGUGGGCUGCAACAUGCUUGAUACCCUCGACAUGGUGGACUGCCUGAGACAGAAGUCCUACAAGGAGCUUGUGGAGCAGGAUAUCAAGCCAGCACAGUACCAUGUUGCAUUUGGCCCAGUCAUCGAUGGAGAUGUAAUACCAGAUGAUCCUGAAAUCCUGAUGGAGCAGGGAGAAUUUCUAAAUUAUGACAUCAUGUUGGGAGUCAACCAGGGAGAAGGAUUCAAAUUUGUGGAAUGGAUAGUGGAUCAGGAGGAUGGCAUAUCGGGAAGUGACUUUGAUUUCACUGUCUCCAAGUUUGUGGAUAAUCUUUACGGCUACCCCGAGGGCAAGGAUACACUCCGGGAAACAAUCAAGUUCAUGUACACAGACUGGGCGGACCGUGACAAUCCUGAGACACGAAGAAAAACUUUAGUGGCUCUGUUUACUGAUCAUCAGUGGGUGGAGCCUGCAGUAGUAACAGCUGACCUACAUGCUCGCUAUGGUUCUCCUACAUAUUUCUAUGCUUUUUACCAUCACUGUCAGAGUGACAUGAAACCAGCCUGGUCCGAUGCCUCCCAUGGUGAUGAAAUGCCCUACGUCUUUGGAAUUCCCAUGGUUGGAGCAACUGAUCUGUUCCCCUGCAACUUUUCAAAAAAUGAUGUGAUGCUUAGUGCUGUCGUCAUGACAUAUUGGACAAACUUUGCCAAAACAGGUGAUCCCAACAAGCCAGUACCACAGGAUACUAAGUUCAUCCACACGAAAGCAAACCGCUUUGAAGAAGUGGCUUGGUCCAAGUACAACCCACGAGAUCAGCUUUACCUGCACAUUGGUCUGAAGCCACGAGUGCGUGAACACUACCGUGCUACCAAGGUGGCCUUCUGGAAGCACUUAGUCCCUCACCUGUACAACCUGCACGACAUGUUCCAGUACACAUCCACCACCACAAAGGUGCCUCAGCCCAACACUACUCCCAUCUCCUACGCGACCAGGCGUCCCAACGGCAAGGCGUGGCCCUUCACCACCAAGCGGCCAGGCUCUGGCUUGAGUCCGGCUUUCAACUCCAAUGAGCAACAGAAGGACAACUGGGAUUCAGACCAAGACAGCGGAUCCUUGCUGAUCGAGAACCCGCGGGACUACUCCACUGAACUAAGCGUCACCAUUGCAGUGGGAGCCUCACUACUUUUCCUCAAUGUUCUGGCAUUCGCUGCUCUCUACUACCGCAAGGACAAGCGUCGUAAUGACCCCCACCAGCAACCAAGCCCACAGCGCAACACCAGCAACGAUAUGGCGCAUACGCAGGAGGAAGAGAUCAUGUCACUGCAAGUGAACCAAACCCACCACGAGUGUGAGAGUAUGCAGGCUCCCGAGUCCAUGCGUCUUCCUUCACUGCCAGAUUACACCCUGACUCUCCGCCGCUCACCGGACGACAUCCCCCUCAUGACCCCCAACACUAUCACUAUGAUCCCUAAUUCCUUGGUGGGCAUGCAGUCCCUGCAUCCUUACAACACCUUUGCUGCUGGGUUUAACAGCACAGGGCUGCCUCAUUCACACUCCACCACUCGGGUAUAGUCCUGGGCAUUAAUCUUCCAGGAGGCGGGAGUGAAUGAGCCGCCGGGUAGAGACCCCUUCCUACAUUGACUACUCCAGUCUGCUGGAUUUUAACAACCAUCCAAUUAACAUGUGCACUGCACCAUCCUUACAAAAGGCUCUCUCCCUGGGAAAAAAGACAUACAUUCACACCGGGCCUUCUUGUUUGAACAGGACAACUUGACAUUUUAUAUAAUAAUCAAAUUAAGAAAAAGUUAAAAAAAAACAAAAAUGAGGGAAAUUGAAAGUGCUUUUGUUACCAGUGCGGGGAAGCAGCGGCAGACAUCUGCCCACCGUUAUCUCAUUGUUCACAUGCCUUAGCCACACAGGCUGCUAUGUUCCAUGCAUUUUUUAAUCACUGUUAGAGCAGCUUAGAAUAUACUAGCACCAAGGGGAUUGGAAGAAGUGUGCACACAUGAAGACUGAAAGCAUGUCACCUGGAUUCUCCAUGGUGGUUCUCCCAGUUAGCUGCCAUAUGUCCAGUGCGAUUUAUGAACAUACUGGAUGGUUGCAGUGAUAGAUCGGGAGAGGCUCCUGGAAAAUUCCUGGUAUGCUUGGUUCUUAAUUAAACAUUAAGCACUGUCAAGAGCAGAAGGAGAGGUCAAAUCCUCAGGUUUGGUUAUCGUUUUGUUCAUUUCUUUUUUACUCAAAUAGUCCUCGAAUUAGUUAACUCUGAAGUGGGUCCAGAACCUUCCUGCAAUGAAUGCCCUGUUGUAAUACCAGACAGUAUUAAUAGCUGAGGAAUUGAAAAGGGUACCUAAUCUGGGAGUGCAGCAUUUUUAGCUCUCCAAGCUGCCAGUGAAGCUGUUCUUUUACUGCCAUUGCAUUUACCUUGACAGCCUGGGAAGCAUUUUUUGCCCACCCAUUACCCCACUAGUUGCCCUCUCUGUAUGACAAGCUGAAGCCCACUUAUCGGUGAAGCUCUUUGUAUUUUUGUGGCUUGACAAAAAUCUAACAAACUUUUUACAGAUCUGUUUAAUUUUCUUUGGGCUGUGUGAAGAAUAUUCAAGUAAAGCAAAUAAUACAGCUUUAGAUAGUGUGCACCCCUUGAUUUUUAUACACAGUGAAUUGUGACACGUGCCAUUAGAACCAGCAAAAUUUC